Lithohypha guttulata is the source of this 2901-nucleotide messenger RNA. RefSeq lists its product as uncharacterized. NCBI's taxonomy places the organism in Eukaryota, Fungi, Ascomycota, Eurotiomycetes, Chaetothyriales, Trichomeriaceae. The transcript is spliced from 3 exons. The coding region runs from base 1 to 2901 and encodes 966 amino acids. Gene Ontology annotation, cellular component: mitochondrion. Gene Ontology annotation, biological process: mitochondrial tRNA 3'-end processing. Gene Ontology annotation, molecular function: 3'-tRNA processing endoribonuclease activity. The record is from RefSeq and is a predicted model, not a curated record.
AUGGACAUUUCCGAUUUCAAGUCGCCCGUCGAUCGGCACAAAUUCAACAUUCAAUAUGUCACCACUCCUACUGCUGACACACCUGGCACCUCUCUUCUGUUGCAAUUUGACAACAAGCGUUACCUCUUCGGUCGGAUAACAGAAGGCACUCAGAGAGCAUGCAUAGAACGAGGUGUAUCUCUCAAGAAGGCGAGAAACAUAUUCCUCACCGGCGAGACGAGUUGUGACACAAACGGUGGUCUCCUAGGCAUGAUAUUGACCAUCGCUGAUGUACUGGCUACCACUGAACAAGAAGAGAAACAGGCUCUGGGUACUAUUCACAUUCAUGGCGGCCCCAAGAUUUGGCAUACAAUUGCCUGCGCAAGGAGGUUUAUCUUUCGCACUGGCAUGCCAAUGACCGUCUUGGAAGCCUCCCCUGAUGCAUGGCGUAUUUCUGAAUCCCCAGACUUUUAUGACGAGAAUAUCCUGCUCUGGGCUUUGCCAAUCCGAAGGACGUCCCCUGCUGGAUUCGGUCCUUCGUCAGCCGAGAAAGACAAUCUCAGAGCCUCUACUGUGAACCAGGAGCAAAGUCUGCGCAAGGAAACUGUUCACAGUAUGUUCGACUCGGAUUGGCGGAAGGAUAGACUGUAUGAAACCACUUUUAAGGAUGUGAACCUACCUGCCACCGUCUGGGUUCGUGAUCCAGUGACCAAGGAGCUGUCUUCCACUUUCUGCCACACAAUGUCUGAUGCCCCUCAAAUUGCUCCUGAUCAAAAGGUUCAUGUCAGGUUACCUUGGCCUGCUGCUCUCAUUGCGAAGCUGCCCGCCGCGGACAACCUCCCCAAUCAAGUUGCCAUGUCAUAUUUCUUCAAGGGUAGACCUCAGAGAGGAACCUUCAACGCCCAAAAGGCUAAAGCCGCUGGUGUCAAACCUGGUCCCGCUUAUGGUGUGUUAGCCUCGGGUCGGAGUGUUGUUCUCGAUGAUGGCACUGAGGUCAAACCCGAACAUGUUCUGGAUGAAAUCCUUCCUGGUUACGGCAUGGCAGUGCUUGACAUCCCCGAGACAGGUUACCUAGACGACCUGUCUCAAAAGCUUAUGGACAUGAAGAAUGCCCAGAUCUUGGUUGACGUUCAUGCUUUUCUUUACAUUCUUGGCCCCGGCGUCCUUGCUUCUCGGCCUUUCCUCGACUUUCUAGCACGCUUUCCUGAUGUUAAGCAUGUCAUCUCGUCACCAGAUGACAGUCCCAACUACCUUGCAAUGGCAUCUUCAGCUGCUUCGCUAACGCGCCUUUCCCAUAUCCGCCCGGAGAUAUUUAGCCUGCCCAUUCAUAACAAUAGAGCAGCCGAAAUUCGGCCAUAUACAGGAAAUAUCAUCCAGGCCAAAAGAGGUCUUAAAAUGCAUGUGGCUCCAAAGUUUCAAGUCGACGAGGGUGAGGUACCGUCUUACCCCAACAUACCUCAAAUAGUCGCUGAUAAACGUUACAAAGACGUCUCAGUCACGACUCUGGGCACCGGGUCAGCAGUACCAUCCAAGUACAGGAACGUUUCGGCGAAUCUGCUUCACAUCCCAACUCUUGGUUACUUUCUUCUUGAUUGCGGAGAAUCCACACUGGGUCAGCUCAAACGGCUCCAUACCCCGGAACAGUUGGACGAGAUAUUGUGUAAUUUGCACAUGAUCUGGAUCUCUCAUCUGCAUGCUGAUCAUCAUCUUGGCACCAUGCCGAUCCUUGUCGCACACAAAAAGGCGGUACAAGAACGGCAACGGAGGACAGGUCAGGAACCUGCACACAAGCUUUACCUGCUUGCCGAGCCGAGCAUGGCCGACUACAUUGAAGAUUAUCGUUCUGUGCAGGAUUCUGAGGCAAUCAUGCUAAGGUGUUUGAACUCGGGCAUAACCAACCUCUACUCUGAGCCAAUUUCACUCAAGGACACAACCUUGCCCAUUUCAAAGCUUGACUCCACACGUGUCAAUCACUGUCAUGGCGCACAAGCUGUCUCAAUUACCUUUUCCAAUGGAUUCAAGAUUUCUUAUAGCGGUGAUUGCCGGCCAUCCGCGGAUUUCGUCAACAUUGGACAUGGGUCUGAUGUCUUAAUUCACGAAGCAACGUUCGAUGAUGGUAUGGAGGGUGAUGCCAUGGCUAAGAGACACUGCACAAUUGGUGAAGCGUUGGGUGUAGCCAACGCGAUGAAAGCCAAAAAUGUGAUUUUGACUCACUUCAGUCAACGUUACCAGAAGUUGCCCGUUCUUACCGAUGUCAAAUUACCGGGUCAAUUAAAAUUUGAGGAAGCAGGCAACGCGACAGAUUCUGUAGGUUCUCUAGAAGAGGAGGGGACUAUGAACAGCGAGUCUGCCACUACGACAAGCUCAUCACCUCGUCGCGAGUCAAAAUCUUAUACACCACCAACACUCAAGAAACAGAUGUCCCUUCAGGAAGCUGCUCAGCAGAUGUCCAUCUGUAUAGCUUUCGACCUUAUGCGAGUCACUAUUCCACAGAUCAAAGAUAUGUACAAGUAUUAUCCAGCGAUCGAAUCUAUGUUUGACCAUGAGCAGUCGAAGAGUGAUGAGAAACGCGAGGCAACUCGGAAACAAGCCGAAGAGUUGCAGAGAGCCAGAGAUGAGGCCGCCGCCCAACGAAGACUGCAGGGUGAAAUGAAGCAAAAGUCCAAAAAAAAGGAUGGCAAGAACAAAAAUGGAGCUGCAAGUCAAACUGAUAGCGGAAGAGCGAGUGGAACACAAACACCUAACAAGAAAAAAAACAAGCAGGACAAGAUAAACUCCCGCCACAAUGCCAAGUCCGAUGGCCACGAAUCUGUUGGAACAGGUCCAAUCUUACAGUCUAAUGGUAAAAGAAGCUCACGUAAUGGAACUCAAGAAAAUGUUGCACACACCAAGAAGGCUAAGCUCGACAACGCUACAGACUGA